AUGACUGAACAAGCCCGUGUGCUGAGAGCGACACGCGAUGCAGCACUGGGGAAAAAAUUCCACAAACUGCCUGAUCCGACGUCAUCCAGAGGCGUCACACUGCUACACAGCCUGUCGUCAAAGGAACUGACGAAGGAGCAAGUACAGAUUUUACGGCACGAAGCCUCAUUCAACACAGCUGACGCCAAACCUGUCAACAUGAUUGCAGCUGUGGGAUCGGUCAUUAAUCAGACGGAAGCGGCGGAGGAGACAAAGAACCUAAUCCGACACCAAGUGUCGUCCUGCCUUAUGACCCACAAACCGCGGGAAAUAUUCCCAAAGGUCGAACGCGAUGCACUAAGAGAACUCAAGGCCGACAAGGACAUCGUCAUCGUGCUCGCGGAUAACGGCCGUUCCACCGUCGUACUGGGCAAAACAGACUACCUUCAGAAGGCCAAAGACCUACUGGAGGAUCGCCAGUUUUAUGUCCCAUGUGAAAACAACCCCGUAAAAACGCUGACACGCGAAAUUAAUGCGACACUGUUGGCACUCCAACGUACGGACUAG
Molecule: messenger RNA, 546 nt
Organism: Spirometra erinaceieuropaei
Lineage: Eukaryota; Metazoa; Platyhelminthes; Cestoda; Diphyllobothriidea; Diphyllobothriidae
Source: the annotation of a GenBank genome assembly